AUGCAGUUCAACACGGCCAGGACCCACAACUGGGUGAUGGGGCUUGUGGCGAUGAUCCCAUGUAUCCAGGCCUACUAUGCAUUGGCACACCCGCUCUACGAGAACGCAACAGACGAUGUCAAGAAGACGCUCUGGUACAAGCUCUGGAUCGAGCCCAAUGGUAAUGUCACGCCCGACGAAGCCGGGGUAACAAGUCAGAUCAGUUUCUUCACGGCGAACUACGAUGUCUGGAAGGACCAUUACGCCGAAGCUAAGGACAUCUUCCAGAAAGCAUGCAAGGGCGAGAUCGGACUCUGGAAGUGGGCUACUGAUAGCAAACAAUGA
This is a messenger RNA of Fomitopsis serialis, 324 nucleotides long. RefSeq lists its product as uncharacterized. Bases 1 to 324 code for a protein of 107 amino acids. NCBI's taxonomy places the organism in Eukaryota, Fungi, Basidiomycota, Agaricomycetes, Polyporales, Fomitopsidaceae. The record is from RefSeq and is a predicted model, not a curated record. The transcript has 4 exons.